Molecule: messenger RNA, 972 nt
Organism: Cladophialophora psammophila CBS 110553
Lineage: Eukaryota; Fungi; Ascomycota; Eurotiomycetes; Chaetothyriales; Herpotrichiellaceae
Exons: 3
Coding region: 1-972 (323 amino acids)
Source: RefSeq, a predicted model, not a curated record
AUGUCUUUGGAGAAAAUUUCAUCGUCACCAGAAACUGUGGUAGUGGUAGGGAGUGAAGUUGAGGUGCAAACCCCGCAAGUCGGUAUCACUCGGUCUUGGAGUAUGGGCAGUUAUCCCAAGCUGUCCAACUUGAUGGGCACAUGGCCAGAGGUCGCUAUUUUCCGUCGGUUCGGAUCGUUGAACGCUCAGAAUCUUUUGUUCUUACAAGCGGAGAUCACUCAUCUGGAGACAGAGCUGAGAGAUCUUCGAGCCGAAGAGGAAGAGAAGCAGGACCUCAAAGGCAUCGCAGCGCAAAGAAACUGGUUUGAGUUGAGCCGGGGUUUGGAUGAGGAUGAUGAACCCUCUGAGCAAUGGGAUAUUAUACAGAAAAUCCGCGUGAAGUUGAGGGAAUACAACGAGUCGCUACUUCAGUACAAGGAACUAUGCGCACUGCAGAACCCCACAAAACACGACCUGAAAACACUGCGGCUUUGGCUCGAACACAGAGAGUACGGUGACAACUUCCUUCGCGGCGUCGAACGGGAUAUUUUCCACAUUGAUGAUCCCAAUGAUCCCAACUGCGACGACAGAUCGUCAGACCUCGUUACCGUAUCGCAUGAGGCCGUCGAGAAGGACUACUUCUCGAGAUGGGUGUCGGACGAACUUAUUGGGCGAUUCCACAAUCUGAUCGGACAUCGAUGGAAGCGACCCGUUGACCCCGAAACUGGCAUCUGCAACUACCGUAAAACCCAUGUUCGCGCCCUCUCGCAUCUCGUGGGAGUUGUGCUUGCCUCGGUCAUCCCCGCUGCAUCGAUAUUCACCCUCUACUUUGUCAACAACAUGGUUGACCGACUCGGCGUCCUCUUGGCCUAUUCGGCCCUUUUCUCGAUCUGCUUGGCCAUCUUCACGACGGCAAGGAGAGUGGAGAUCUUUGCGGCAACUGCUGCGUAUGUCACAUUCCUAUCAGUGCUUGCUCUGUCUUGGAAUCCAUAG